UUCCUUUAACCAUUUCACUGAAGUAGCAGUUGAAAAAUUAGUUUUUUUAUCUUCUGGUAUUUAUUCAGAUUAUUGAUGCAUGAAAUGUAUAUUUUGGACGGAUAUUAUAACUUCAUGGUUUUGUGAACAUUCAAAGAAAUUAUAGAAGAAAAAGGUAAUGAAAGUAGGAAUGGUUGAAAAUAACUAAUCUAUUGAAUAUUAUAAUGUAUUCAAUUUCAAUCAUUCUUGCGAGAUCUACAUGUUUAUUAGCACAGUGUCGUGCGCAAUAAGUACAGUACAGGGCAAAGGUAGGAAGUUGAUGAUUAAUGUCACGGUCAGUGAGGUCCUCACUCUUGACUAGUGCAUACAAGAAAAUCAUGAUUUUGUAAGCGACAGCACGAACAUUAUUUGAGAAGAACAUUAAUCGUGAUAUACGUCAAGAUGGUGGAACCAAUUUUUGACUAUCAGUUUCGUCUGAUACUCAUUGGUGACAGUACAGUCGGAAAAAGUUCAUUGUUGAAAUAUUUUACCGAUGGGAAGUUUGCAGAGCUUUCAGAUCCAACAGUUGGGGUUGAUUUUUUUGCUAGAUUAAUUGAAGUACAGGAUGGAACAAGAAUAAAAUUACAAUUAUGGGAUACAGCUGGCCAAGAAAGAUUUAGGUCAAUUACAAAAUCAUAUUAUAGAAAUUCUGUUGGAGCUUUACUUGUAUAUGAUGUCUGUAAUAGAGCAAGUUUUGAACAUAUUCCUCAGUGGAUGAUGGAAGCUCGUAGGCAUAUUGAACCACAUCGUCCUGUGUUUGCAUUGGUAGGUUGUAAAUUAGAUUUGGUUACCAAUGGGAGUAGACGAGAAGUUUCAAAAGAAGAAGCCAGAGCUUUUGCUAAUUUGCAUGAAAUAAAUCAUAUUGAAACCAGUGCAAAGACUGGAGUUAAUGUUGAAGAAGCAUUUCGAACAGUUACACAAGAAGUUUAUAAUAGAAUACAAAUUGGUGAAUACAAAGUUGAAGAUGGUUGGGAUGGAAUAAAAACUGGAUUUGUUAGACCUGGUGGUAUAGAUUUUAAUUUAGUUGAAGCAGAACCUGCAAAAACUUCUUGUUGUUAA
Molecule: messenger RNA, 1077 nt
Organism: Eufriesea mexicana
Lineage: Eukaryota; Metazoa; Arthropoda; Insecta; Hymenoptera; Apidae
Product: RAS oncogene family member Rab39
Exons: 4
Coding region: 421-1077 (218 amino acids)
Biological process (GO): Rab protein signal transduction
Molecular function (GO): GTPase activity; GTP binding
Source: RefSeq, a predicted model, not a curated record